Molecule: messenger RNA, 1092 nt
Organism: Aspergillus homomorphus CBS 101889
Lineage: Eukaryota; Fungi; Ascomycota; Eurotiomycetes; Eurotiales; Aspergillaceae
Exons: 6
Coding region: 1-1092 (363 amino acids)
Source: RefSeq, a predicted model, not a curated record
AUGUUUGGCAAGGAGACACCACGCUAUGACCUCAGACUCGACAAAUCGUGCAUAUUCAUACCAGUGAGGCAGUCCCCUGGGUCUCACGCCUCAGUCACAGGGUCAUUCUGCUUCUCACUCCCUGAGAACAUCUGGGUCAAGGUCGUCAAAGUGAGGCUCAGAGGGACACUGAAAAUUACCCGGAACAAUGAUAUGGUCACCGAAGAUCGAGAGCUCAUCACGUACAAGGAAGAACAAGUACUGGCGUCAUCGAGAACACAAAGCUCUUUCCAAGUGCCAGCUGGAGACUACGAGUUCCUGUUCGACAUCCCAUUACCUAGCGACCUCUAUGAGACUUCCAUUGGACCCGAGCAUAAUUAUCACACUUAUCAGCUUGGUGCGAUUAUUGAGCGUCGUUACCGGAGAGACAUUGUCGUAUCGCAAGCCUUAAGUAUCUACAGGCUUCCUGACAUGGAUCCGAGUCAUCUAUACGCGGAUUCUCCUUUGACCAUCGGAGGUGAAUCGGAGCAAGGUAUAGAGCAUUCCACGUCGAUACCCAGUUCGGCGAUCCCGUUUGGGUCCAUAGUUUCGGUGGAGUGUGGGUUCAAAGUGCCAUCAAAAGACGUCAAACUUUCUGCUAUCACGCUUGAAGUGAUAGAGAAUCAUCACCUCCGAUUAGAGGCAACCGCAACACAAGCAGCGCUGAACAUCCUUAACAUUAAUUCAUCGAGAACCUAUACCCUGUUCAAGGUGACACGGUCACCUACCCAGCAAAGUGAAUUAGUCAGUUGUACCGGAACUGAAUGGUUCAUUAGCCCGACAGUGUGUCUGCCUCGGAGCUUGGCCUUGUGCUCACAGAGCGUGAGAACGAAAACAAUAACAAUCACCCAUUCCUUGGUCGUUACGGCUGAAUUCCACAAUGACAAUGGGCAGGUAGUUGACACGAUCGUGAACACAAUUCCAUUCUCCAUCUAUAUGGCUCCUGGCAUCAUAAGGCCGGACGGAAAUGUUUCCAGCAAGAUUUUCGAAUACAACACAUUCCCUCCCCCACCAAACUUCUGGACAAUGCGCAACAACGGCAGAUACGAAUCUCGGAUGGGCUUCGGAUGGUGA